Misgurnus anguillicaudatus (oriental weatherfish) is the source of this 1763-nucleotide messenger RNA. It is a transcript of the gene hsf5, whose product is annotated as heat shock transcription factor family member 5. Gene Ontology annotation, molecular function: DNA-binding transcription factor activity; sequence-specific DNA binding. Lineage: Eukaryota; Metazoa; Chordata; Actinopteri; Cypriniformes; Cobitidae. The record is from RefSeq and is a predicted model, not a curated record. Gene Ontology annotation, biological process: regulation of DNA-templated transcription.
UGCCAUGAUAUAGCCGCUAGAUGUCGCUGUUGUAACGUGUAAAACCAGCUCGCGCGAGCCGCGUUCAGUUGAUGUUUAAAAGCACGAGCGCAUAACGGCUCUGACAGACGACGGUCAUAAAUAAAAAGGUUAUUUGUAUUAAACACGAAAGAUAUGGAUACUGAAGGGUCUGUUUUUAAACUCCCCAUAAGCCAAAACACUUUUCCUGCUAAAUUAUGGAAACUGGUCAAUGAUCCUCACAACAGUUCAGUCACCUGGAGUCCGGAUGAAGAUGGAGUGAUAAUCAACCAGCAGCAGUUUGAGAUUGAGCUGAUGUUACCUGUCAAACAAAAUCCCAAACUGUUUAAGACCACCAACUUCCACAGCUUCAUCCGUCAGCUCAAUCUGUACGGUUUCAGGAAGAUGUUAGAUGAUUCCUCAAAGGCCAGACAACUCCACCACUUCUACAAUCCCAACUUUAGAAAGGAUCAGCCUGAACUUUUGGUCAAUCUAAAGAGAUUGACCAUCAAUAAUAGAGUCAAGAUGUGCGGAGAGAUGGAUUGUGCACCAAGGUCGAUCCGUCGAAAAUCUGAGCACAUCACCGCAGAUGAGAACCAAGGCUCUGUACAUCCAUAUCAGUUCCACGGUGCUGAAUCCUAUCAGCUGAGGUCACAUGAUCAAACCCUGAUCGCAUCCCAUCCCUUGAUCUUUCACUACGGUGAUGUAUCUCCCUUCUACAUUGACAAGGGCAUCCCGGUUUCUGUUUUUAGGCAAAAUCCACCUGACAGCUCUCACGGGUUUGCCUUUACCCAUAACACCAUGCUGCUUCACCAAGAGCCAAAAUAUAUACCUGUACCAUUUUACUCACCAUACACACCAAGAUAUUUCCCAACAGCUAUUUGUCAGUGUAGCAGAAGUUGCUUUAUGGAUGUGGACAGAACAGGCUUUGGUCAAUAUUCAUUUGCCCCUUAUGGUUAUUUCCAGCAGAACUAUUCUGUGAAUGAGCCUCACAUCAGAAGUCAAACUCAAGACUGGAUACCAAAAGAUAGGGGUGACAUUAACCUGGACACAGUGUUUCAGAUGGUGGAUGAGUUUCAGGGUUUACCGAAUGUUGACAUAGUCCAAGUGGAUUCUCCUGUAAAACCCCAACACACCUUUGGCUUAUCUGACCCUUCUGGAUCUGCUUUCUACACUUUACCUGCUGUAUCUGAGCUUAAAUCUCUCAAUGACCAAAGCUCCAGGCCCAAUACUGUGUCAUUAAGUUCUGUGCCAAGGCUGGAUUCCUAUGAUGGUGCUUGUAGAAGGAGCACUGAUAACAUCAAUCUGGAGGCUUAUAAACAGUACAAUGACAUUAUGUCUAAAUACAGCGUGAAUCAGGUCUUACAUUCAUCUUCUAAGGAAAGGAUCAUAACCACACAGGACAACACAACGCUUGGAAAAUAAUCACUGCAGCUGCUUCGAUGACAGUCGAUGUUCCCCAGCAGAUGCUCAUGACAGACAUUAGAAUAUGAAUCAAAUAUUUAAAUAUAUCAGUAUUUCUCAAUGCUCCAUGUUAAACAAAUAUUUAGCAGUCAUUUUUUUCUAUAGUUAUUUAAUGAUUUAGAAAGCUAUUUAACUUAUAGCCACUGACAAAGACUAUUAUAUAGAAUUUUUGAUGAUCUUAAAUAUAUUUCUUAUAAAUAAUUAAUCACUACAUCUGUAAUACAACACAAGAACAAAAGAAAGAUUUUAAUAGCAUUUAUUUGAGCUUAAUUUGAAUAAAUUCAGAAUGAAAACACUGAUAA